AAUGCCACACACACACUCCACUCCAUUUCGCGCUACUCUCUCUCCCUCUCUCGCAAUUGCACAGUAGCAGCUUCAUUUAAAGCUGGCGUUUUGAUAUUCAUCAUAUAAGAUUGCCAUAGCAGAAUGGUAGUUGGCAGGACCGCACAGACAUAUUUUCCUAAAGAAAUUCCGAUGGCAUUGAAUGGGAAAUGGGCAAGAAACUUGAGUAAGAACCAGCUUGGAAGCGUCAUAUUUGGCUGCACAAAACAAACCAUGGAUGAGUGUCUCACGAAACAACUCUUCGGUCUGCCGGCACCACACUUUUCAUACGUAAAGAACAUCGAGCCAGGUUUACCACUUUUUCUGUUCAACUACAGCGAGAGAAAACUUCAUGGUAUCUAUGAAGCUGUUGGCUCAGGUAAAAUGAAUAUUGAUCCAUAUGCUUGGACAAUAGAUGGUUCAGAAAGAACAAGGUAUCAAGCUCAGGUUCAAGUACGCCUGCGCUUGCAGUGCCAAGCCCUUACUGAAAUUCAGUUCAAGCUAUCAAUUUUUGACAACUAUUACGGCCAGAGUCAUUUCCGGUUUGAGUUGGAUCAUGCCCAAACAAGCAGAUUGAUCUCCCAGUUCUCCUCUCAAGCAGUUGCUCCUAGGAUCAGUAUAAAACCAUAUCCCCCAAUUUGGACUGCAAAGCAGAUGAUCCCCUCGACCAACAAGAUAAAAAAAAGUGGAGCUUCUGAGCCACCAGCUUCGGCGGAUAAUUUUUCCAACUACGAUGAUUCUAUUUCUACAUCUACGACUUCAGAUAACUCAAUCUCUCUGAAUGGAAACAAACAACUGAUUGGGGGAGCCAUCCAAGGGGAACAAUUCGAUGAAAAAGAUCUUAUCCUCAUGAAAAUAAAGGAACUAGCUCUCAGCAGUAAAUUCACGGAUGCUAAUUUGAUAUCUGGUUCAGUAGGAGAGACAUCCACAAGUGAUGAUGGUUUGCAGUGUGAAACUCGAGAUGAUGACCAGGUGACUUUGGGAAAGAGGAACAGUGAAAGCUCUUCCGAUCAAUUUGAUUCCCUUGCGCUUGUUGAGAAGUUGUACAUGGAAAUUGAAGAGCUAAAGACUUUUAAGCUAGAACAAAUUACGAAGACAGAGAGUUUGGCAAAUAAGCUGAUUGAGGCAGAACAAGAAAUUCUUCGAUUGCAAAAUAGAUGCUCGGUGCUGGAGUACAUGUGUGAUGUUUCUGAGCAACCUGUGUAUGCCCGAGAGCUUGUGGAGUCACCUGAUGAAUAUCACUUAAAUAUAGAUGAGUCAAUAUUGAUAGUGGGUGGAUAUGAUGGUGUAUCUUGGUCAUCAGCAUUGCAGUCCUUCCUGCCUUCAAAAGACAUCUUAAGAUCUCUUAAGCCUAUGUCUUCUGCUCGAUGGAAUGCCCCAGUCGUGGCAUUUAAUGGAGAACUCUUUGUAUUUGGUGGUGGAAGUGGUUCUAAGUGGUAUGAUACAGUUGAGUCCUAUAACAUUGUAAACAAUGAGUGGACUCUGCGUCCUUCCCUGAACAAAGAAAGAGGCAGCUUAGCUGGUGCUGCUUUAAAUAAUAAAAUAUUUGCAAUGGGUGGAGGAAAUGCAAUGGAGUUCUUCUCAGAUGUAGAAAUGUAUGAUCCGUUUGUCGGAAGGUGGAUUCCUUCACGCUCAAUGCUCCAAAAGCGGCAUGCUCAUGCUGCUGUGGAGUUGAAUGGUGCACUCUAUGCUGUUGGGGGAUUCGAUGGACAAGAAUAUUUGAAUUCUGCUGAAAGGUUUGACCCCAGGGAAAAUUCAUGGACCAGAAUCCCGAGUAUGGAAGCAAAAAGAGGCCUCCACUCACUUGUUGUAAUGAAUGAAAAGAUAUAUGCGCUUGGUGGUUAUGAUGGAACAGCAAUGACACCCAGUUUUGAGAUAUAUGACCCUCGGCUUGGAUCAUGGAUGACGGGAGAACCCAUGAAGCAAGGCAGAGGCUACUUCGCUGCUGGUGUUCUUCAUGAAUCUAUUUACGUUAUUGGAGGGAUUGAGUCUGAUGAGCAAAUCAUCGAAACGGUUGAGUGUUACAAGGAAGGUGCAGGUUGGGAAGCUACAAACCUGAGGGCUGUAGGAAAGAGAUGCUUUGCCUCAGCCAUUGUUUUGGAAGGGAAAUGAAUCGAUGUAUUGAAUGUUACAUAUAAUUUCUGAAAUCCAAUUCUAAGCAAUUAGGUGAUUUUACAUAUAAAAUCUAUGAAUGAAAUUUAGUUGCUUGGUCCCAGGAA
Salvia hispanica is the source of this 2237-nucleotide messenger RNA. Its product is annotated as influenza virus NS1A-binding protein. Gene Ontology annotation, biological process: response to endoplasmic reticulum stress. Lineage: Eukaryota; Viridiplantae; Streptophyta; Magnoliopsida; Lamiales; Lamiaceae. The record is from RefSeq and is a predicted model, not a curated record. Gene Ontology annotation, molecular function: protein binding.